This is a messenger RNA of Oldenlandia corymbosa var. corymbosa, 1022 nucleotides long. Lineage: Eukaryota; Viridiplantae; Streptophyta; Magnoliopsida; Gentianales; Rubiaceae. The record is from the annotation of a GenBank genome assembly.
GCAUUUUAUUAGAAAAUUGACGUUAAAAAAUUUCAGAGUUAUCAGUUCUGGACUAGAACAGACCGAUUUGGAAAUUUCGAAAUAAAAGGAGUAAUAGAAGGGAACUACAGUUUGUAUGCUUGGGUUCCUGGAAUAUUAGGAGAUUACAAAUAUGAUCCUGAAGUUGUCUUACGCCCAGGUUAAUUAUAGAUAACUUCACACUUUAAAAUCUAAAAUUUCCCAACUGAAUUCUUUGUUUAAGAAAAUUGGGUUUUAUUUUAUUUUUUGGUUUUUUUUUUUUUGGGUAUGAAUGCAGGAUCAAAGAUUAAUUUAGGUAGAUUAGUGUAUAGGCCUCACAGAAAUGGUAGUACGAUAUGGGAGAUAGGCAUUCCGGAUCGCAAAGCUUCGGAAUUUUACGUCCCGAGCUCUAGGUUUAAGGCUACAAAGUAUCAUCAAUAUAGCAACAAAGUCGGUGUGGGCAGCUUCUACACUGAUAGAUUCAGGCAAUACGGAUUAUGGAAGCGUUACAGAGAUUUGUACCCACUUAGUGAUUUGGUGUAUACAAUUGGAAAAAGCAAUCAUAGAAGAGAUUGGUUUUUUGCUCAUGUUCCCAGGUGCAGCAAUGCCUAUCGUCGUAAUAAGAAAUGCUUUCCAACGACAUGGCAAAUUAUAUUCAAUCUCCACAACUUGAGAAGCAAUGCAACCUACACUCUCCAUUUGGCACUUGCAUCAGCAAAUUAUGCCCAGCUUGAAGUCCGAUUUAAUAAUAGAAAUUCAACACCACCACACUUCAAUACAGGACUGAUCGGAAGGGACAAUGCGGUAGCAAGACAUGGCACCCAUGGAAUAUAUAGGCUUUAUAGCGUCAACGUGACCGGAGAUUUGCUGGUCAACGGAAGAAACACAGUGUACCUAAAGCAAAGUAGAGCAACCGACCCUUUUAGAGAAAUCAUGUACGAUUACAUCCGGUUUGAAGCACCAGGGUCUUCUUGAUAUGACAUAUAGCAUCUGAUGUAAUUUUUUUUUUAAUUUUAAUAUUAGUU